This is a messenger RNA of Physella acuta, 1781 nucleotides long. Its product is annotated as spermatogenesis-associated protein 4. Gene Ontology annotation, cellular component: axoneme. Gene Ontology annotation, molecular function: microtubule binding. Lineage: Eukaryota; Metazoa; Mollusca; Gastropoda; Physidae. Gene Ontology annotation, biological process: regulation of cytoskeleton organization. The record is from RefSeq and is a predicted model, not a curated record.
UACAAACAAACAACAUCCGGUGAUGGUUUAAACUACAAAAACGUCAAAUUUGCCAAAAGUUAAUUUAAAUAAUUAUUUAAAAAUUGUAUUAUUAGAAAAAAAUGACGACUUUGCCAAGGGAAGUUUUAAAGUGGCUUCAGAGUCUAGAUUUAUCUUGGAAAAUAAAGAACCCGAAAUGGGACCUCUCAAAUGGCUAUCUGAUAGCUGAGAUAUUUUCAUGGUAUUUUCCCCAUGAUAUUCAAAUGCAUAGUUAUUACAACAGAGACUCAUUAGAAUUAAAAAGACGAAACUGGUUUCUUUUGAAAAACUUUAUUCUAAAAAACCAACUUGAUCUUAUGAUGGAGGAUAUUGAAGGCACUAUACACUGCAGAGAAGGUGCGGCAUCACAGUUGAUUGAAAACAUGUAUGAAAUUCUUACAAACAGAAAGGUAAAGAAAAUACCACCAGAAAUUGAAGUAGAUUACACUGAUUAUGCUUAUCAGCAGCAGUUGCCUAUGCAUGCAAGAUCAACUGCUUCAAAAGCAAUUAAAAAUAACUUAAGGCUUACAGAAAUCAUAGCAGAUCAAAAUAUCAUAGCUUCAGCAAACAAGCCAGAUUGGUUUUCUGAGAGAACAGUGUUGAAGACACAAAAGAUCAUUAAUGAUCACAUUGAACAUCGAAGACAACAGAGAAUGGAUGAUCCUAAGAGGUUUGGUAUUAAGCUUAGUAUAGGUGACCGAUGUGUGAGACAGCCAAACCAUCAAAUCAAAGCCCUAUCUGAGACCAGUCACAUGACCAGUGCCACAGACAUGUAUUCUGAGCUAGAUGGUGAUCAUGAAAGUGAGAGCCAAAGUCCAAUUACUAGAGAACCAAGUGUACACUUUAAAGAAGUUGAAGUCAAACAAAUGGACAAAUCUGCUUUAUAUCAUAUGCCUUUACAUGGUUACUAAGUAACAAAAAGUCAAAAAUAAUUGUUAUUAUUGUUUUUAUUAAAUAGAAUCACUGAAUUCAGUCACUUAUUAGCUUACACAAAAAAUUUAUUUUUGUUUUUGCAGCUGUGCUUUUAAAAAAUGUUUAUACCUAAAAUACUUGCUUUAGAAGUAUUCGUCAUACAAGAUAGUUUUAAAAUGUUUCCUAAACUUUGAAAACAAGGUAUUCUGUAAAAAUUAUUGACUGAUGAUUUAUUUAAAAUGAAAUUAUCUUAAUUUAAUGAAAUGAUCUUUUUAAAACUAUGAUAUUGUAUUGACAUAGUUUUGUAUCAAACUGAUAUCCAUAAGUGGAUAAAUAAAAAGAAUAAAAACACUCCAAAAAUAGUAAAGGAACACCCACAGUGAUAAAAUGUAUAUUUACAAAAUUUGUGAACAAAAUGAAAUUUUAAGUGGUUUUAUUUUAUGUUGUUUAAAACACAUGAAUUGUGUAUACCCUUUAUCUUAUUAACAAAACAAGUUUUAGAAUGUUGAAGAAUAUUUGAUAUGUAAUUAUACCAUUAGUAUUAUAAAUGCAGAUAACAUUUGUCUUUAUUCUUUUUUUUCCUGAGGCAUUGUUUGAACAACAUAACAUUGUAAUUCACAGGCUAAAAAACUCAAACAAUAAACAGUGUUAAAAUAGUUAACUUCUUCAUUUGUAAUGUUGACAAACAUAUUUGCUUGAAAGAUUCGACAGAAAUACUCCAAUCACAAUUUAUGUUUUAAAAAUUAUAGAAAUGACUGGGUUCAUCUUGACUAGUCUUAAAUAAGUACUGUUAAAAAAUGUUGAGGAUUGUAACAUUUAGACAGGAGAGUUUCAAAUUAAAAUAUAAACAA